AUGCUAGCCGGCUCUCAUACCGUUGAAGAAGGCGAACUGCUCUGUAAGGAGGUACUGGAGCUCCUGAAGGGAUCAGGUUUCAACCUCAGGAAGUGGAACUCCAACAAUCCGAAGAUUUUGAAGGCAAUACCCUCGCAUCUGCGGGACGAUCGAGAAUUCCUGAAUUUAGAUGAGAAGGCAACUGUGAAGACGUUAGGUCUCACGUGGGAGACGGCUACGGACACACUGUGGAUCAAGGUUCCCGAUUGGAGGCCAGAAUGGCUGAAAAAGGAAACCCAGUACUGGCCUGUAAACGCGCAGGUUCCAGAGCAGCAGUUCGAUUCGGUAAUCCUGGAGGAGAGACCACUAGUGUCAGCAGUCCUACAGACUCUGCCUCCAAGUGAGAUUUUCACGCUACGUUCGUCUCUACUGAACCUUGUUCGUCUGACCGCUUGGAUACGCCGUUUUUCCUUCAACUGUCGACCAAGAAAUCGGUUGCAGAGGAAAACUGGAUUGCUGACAGCUGAUGAACAUGAUUCAUGCUUGAUUCUCCUAGUGCAGCUAGCCCAAUCGGAAUGUUUUCCGUUGGAAUUAUCAAACCUUGCGGCUAAGGGCGAAGUUAGGCCUUCGUCGAAGCUGCAUGCUCUGAAUCCUGUGAUGGUUGAUGGGAUACUCUGCGUUGGCGGCUGGCUCGGAAAUGCUCCUGUUUCGCGAGGAAGGAAACAUCCGAUGAUUUUGGAUAGCCAUCAUCCACUCACGAAGCUCAUCUUGGUCGACUAUCACCGGCGAUUGCUGCACGGAGGACCGCAGUUGAUGAUAUCGUGUGUUCGAGAGAGGUUUUGGCCGUUGAGCGUCAGAAACUUAGCCAGGAAGGUAAUGCACGAGUGCGUAAAGUGUUUCAGGGUGAAACCACGCGUCCAUGAUCAGUUGAUGGGAGAUCUUCCGUUGGAACGAGUAUCACCAGCUCCUGCUUUCCAACGAGUGGGUAUCGAUUAUUGUGGACCAUUCGAACUGCAGCCUGUCACCCGGAAGAGCGCUCCGGUGAAAUGCUAUCUCUGUUUGUUCGUUUGCUUAGUCUGCAAAGCCGUCCACAUUGAGGUCGUGAUGGACCUCACCACCGAGGCAUUUCUUGCUGCUCUUCGGUCAUUUGUUGCCAGACGUGGAAGACCGGAGUUGAUACUCUGCGACAACGUCUCCAAUUUCGUGGGAGCACAAAGAGAACUGCGUGAAUUGCAUGGAAUGUUUCGUCAACAACAGUUCCAAGAAAAGGUGUCAAUGGAGGCUGCUCAAGAUUCGAUCGAAUUCAAAUUCAUCCCUGCCAGAUCACCCAACUUUGGUGGCUUGUGGGAAGCCGCAGUCAAAUCGCUGAAAGGGCACAUGAGGAGAGUAAUCGGCAACAGAAUGCUGAAGUAUGAUGAACUGCAUACCGUUGUGACGCAGAUUGAAACAUGUCUAAAUUCGAGACCGCUGACACCUCUCAGUAAUGACUCCAGUGACUUGGAAGCAUUGACUCCCGGGCAUUUCUUGAUCCAACGCCCACUCACCGCAGCACCCGAACCAAGUCUCCAUGAUCUACCAGAGAAUAGGCUCAAUAGAUGGCAACGUGUUCAGAACUACAGUCAACUGAUUUGGAAGCGCUGGUCAACGGACUACUUGUCAACUCUGCAGAGUCGCAACAAAUGGACAAGUCAUAACCUGCUGCUCAUAUGCUUGGCUGGAGAGAUCAUCCGUUCCUUCGUUCAUCCGCAUGCAAUCAACCAUAAUACGGAUCCACCUCUGAUACCUUGCGGCAUCGUAGAUCACUGA
Molecule: messenger RNA, 1785 nt
Organism: Ochlerotatus camptorhynchus
Lineage: Eukaryota; Metazoa; Arthropoda; Insecta; Diptera; Culicidae
Exons: 3
Coding region: 1-1785 (594 amino acids)
Biological process (GO): DNA integration
Molecular function (GO): nucleic acid binding
Source: RefSeq, a predicted model, not a curated record